Messenger RNA from Closterium sp. Naga37s-1, 417 nucleotides. NCBI's taxonomy places the organism in Eukaryota, Viridiplantae, Streptophyta, Zygnematophyceae, Desmidiales, Closteriaceae. The record is from the annotation of a GenBank genome assembly.
AUGCUCCAAGCUUAUCGGAACCUGCGUAGGCGUCCGCACCCCGUGGUGCUGCAGUGGAUUGCAGAGGCGUGGGAUCAAGUCCCCAGGCAGGUCAUCAUUGACGCGUUCCGCCACUGUGGGAUUUCAAGCAAGCUAGACGGGACGGAGAACCACCUCGUGAUGUCGCACCUGCGCGCGAGGAGCACCACCGAUGUCUCUGAGGACAUGACUCUCGGGGGAACCACGGGCGACAACACGCGCCUGCUUGGGCAGGCUCCAGAGGAGGAGGAGGAGGAGGAGGAGGAGGAGGAGGAGGAGGAGGAGGAGGAGGAGGAGGAGGAGGAGGAGGAGGAGGAGGAGGAGGAGGAGGAGGAGGCGGAGAUGCAGGCGGAGGGCGUCAGGGAGGUGGCCGUGGCAACUGGCCUGGAGGUGCUGUAA